Scheffersomyces amazonensis is the source of this 2955-nucleotide messenger RNA. RefSeq names its product protein phosphatase 2A regulatory subunit (gene RTS1). The transcript has 3 exons. The coding region runs from base 406 to 2955 and encodes 849 amino acids. NCBI's taxonomy places the organism in Eukaryota, Fungi, Ascomycota, Pichiomycetes, Serinales, Debaryomycetaceae. Gene Ontology annotation, cellular component: protein phosphatase type 2A complex. The record is from RefSeq and is a predicted model, not a curated record. Gene Ontology annotation, biological process: signal transduction. Gene Ontology annotation, molecular function: protein phosphatase regulator activity.
CGUGAUAAAAGGAUCAGACAAAAAAAGCCAAAUGUCCAAAGUGUCUGUGCUGUGUCCACCAGGAACGUGAGCCCAGACACGACUUUUACCAAUAACCAAAAAGCCCCAAACAAAAAGCCCAAUCAAAAUCAAAAAUCCAGGCGGUACCUACUAGUUAAACAGUUGUGUGUGUGUCCAAUUGUGUAUAAUUGUAAUAACAAAUACGAUAAAUUAAGAUUAUAGCGCAGAUAAUAUCUUCAGCAACUUAACCUGAAAUUUUUAAAUCAGUUUCGUCAAUUGUUCCCCUCAGUGACCUCAACUUGGCUAUUGACUCGUUAAUCAAGUCUUGUCAAUUAGUUUUGUUUAGUCACCAAUCCUUGUUAAUAGUCCUUUACUAGCAUUUUUCUAUAAUUUCCAUCAAUCAAGAUGAUGAAAGGGUUUAAAAAUAGACUAACUAGAAAUAAGAGUCAACCAUCUAGUAAGAAACCUGAAAAGAAGUCUGAUAAAGAAAAGGAUAAAUUAUCUCCAGGUGGGGCAACAUCUCCAUCAUCAUCAAUUUCAUCAUCAACUUCAAAUUCAGGUGGAACUUCUUCAUCUUCAUCUUCAUUGAAAUCAAAUUCUCCAAGUCCUUCAAGAAAUAAUUCGAGUAAUUCAGUAAAAUCAACUAAUUCACCUUCAACAUCAAAUUCAAAUGUAAAUCCUCUUAAUAAUUUACAAAUUAAUUCUUCAUCUCCUCAUCAAUCUCCAAAACAAUCUCAUCAUGAAAUUAAUAAGAAUCUAAUAAAUAAUUCUAAUGUUUCAAAUGUUAAUUCAAAUUCUAAUUUUGGUAAUACUAAUCCUUUAACAAAUGUUGAUUAUGAUAUGAAUUCUUUUACAAGUACUGCAAAUAUUCCUGGAGUUACUACAACUACAGUUACCACAACUCCAAUUACUCCAACUCCAACAUCUCCUGGCAUAACUAUUACUCAUUCUAAUUCUAAUCCGAAUGUUAAUAAUAAUAUUAAUCAUAAUAUUGCAAAUUCUCAAUUUGAAAGUGGUAAAGCUUUUCAUAGUCAACAAGCAGCACAAUUUCAUCCUUAUCAAUUAAAUCCAAAUAUUACUUCUCCAAAUAAAGAACCAAUUGAUAUUGAUUUAAUAGUUACUCCAAAGAGACAUUCAUCUUCAAGAUUUGAACCAACAACUUCUGAUAAAUAUCAAGAAAUUAUUAGAUUACCAAAUUUUGAUGAAGUUUUACCAGAAGAUCAAAUUCAAUUAUUUAUUCAAAAAAUUGAUCAAUGUAAUGUUAUGUUUGAUUUUAGUGAUCCAACUUUUGAUAUUAGAGGUAAAGAAAUUAAACGUCUUACAUUACAAGAAUUAAUUUCUUUUAUUUCUAAUAAUAGAUUCACUUAUACUGAUGAAAUGUAUAAACAUGUAGUAGGAAUGUUUAAAAAGAAUUUAUUUCGUCCAAUUCCUCCUCCAGUUAAUCCAAUUGGAGAUAUUUAUGAUCCUGAUGAAGAUGAACCAGUUAGUGAAUUAGCUUGGCCUCAUAUGCAAGCAAUUUAUGAAUUUUUCUUAAGAUUUAUAGAACUGCCUGAUUUUCAACAUCAAAUUGCUAAACAAUAUAUUGAUCAUGAUUUUAUUUUAAGAGUAUUAGAAUUAUUUGAUAGUGAAGAUCCUCGAGAACGUGAUUGUUUAAAAACAACUUUACAUCGAAUUUAUGGAAAAUUUUUAAGUUUAAGAAGUUAUAUUAGAAAAUCAAUUAAUAAUGUAUUUUUACAAUUUGUUUAUGAAACUGAAAGAUUUAAUGGUAUUGGAGAAUUAUUAGAAAUUUUAGGCUCAAUUAUUAAUGGAUUUGCAUUACCUUUAAAAGAAGAACAUAAAACUUUUUUAAUUAGAGUUUUAAUGCCAUUACAUAAAGUAAAAAGUUUAUCAUUAUAUCAUCCUCAAUUAGCUUAUUGUAUAGUUCAAUUUUUAGAAAAAGAUGGAUCAUUAACUGAAGAAGUUAUUAUGGGAUUAUUAAGAUAUUGGCCAAAAAUUAAUAGUCCAAAAGAAGUUAUGUUUCUUAAUGAAAUUGAAGAUAUAUUUGAAGUAAUGGAACCAAAUGAAUUUUUAAAAAUUCAAAUUCCUUUAUUUGCUCAAUUAUCAAAAUGUAUAUCAUCACCUCAUUUUCAAGUUAGUGAAAAAGUAUUAUGUUAUUGGUCAAAUGAAUACUUUUUAACUUUAAUUACUGAAAAUGCUGAAGUAGUUUUACCAAUAAUAUUUGCUUCAUUAUAUGAAUUAACAAAUUCAACUCAACCAGGUAUAGAAAAUGGUAUAAUGCAAAAAAAAUUAGCUGAUAAUCCUGGUGCAACCACUGAUGCCAAUGGUAAUUUAAUUGAUAGUGGAUUAAUUUUACAAGUAAGUCAUGGAAUUCCUAGUGCAAAUGAUAUGAAUCAUCCUCAUUAUAAUUUAUUACAAGUGCAUAAUUCAAUAAAUAAUCAUAAUAAUCUUAAUGGCAAUAAUAAUGGAGAUGGUGACCUUGAUGGUGGAUCUCAUAAUGCUAUACAUUCUCAUCUUGAUUUAAAUGGUAAUGAAAUGACAGAUGAUGAAUAUUAUGAUUCAUUAUCUUCACUUCAACAAGGUAAUUUAGGACCUCAUCAAGGAGGUGGAAGUAUUGGUGAUGAUUAUAAUGGAUAUGAUGAUAAUAAUGGAGUUUUACAACAUAAUUCAGCUACAUCUAAUUGGAAUAGAAGUAUUCAUUCACUUGCUUAUGGAGCAUUAAAAGUAUUUAUGGAUCAUAGUCCAAUUUUAUAUGAUCAUUGUACCAUAUUAUAUCAUCAAUCAUUAGAAGAACAAAAACAACGAGAAGCGGCUAGAAAAGAAGGUUGGAAAAGAAUUGAAGAAUAUGUUAAUGCAGUUAAAACUCAAAGACUUCAAAAUUCUCAAUCACAAACUCUGACACAGUCACUGUCUCUGACUCCAUUAAGACGAGGAAAUAAGAGCUUUAGUAUGAUAUGA